UAUAUUGCAAUAUUGACAUAUCCUUUAAACCAAAUUACAGUAAGAUCGCAGUGGAGUGCUAUUAAAGAUCCUUCUUGGAACAAUACAUAUAUUUCGUCGUCGUACAAGAUGGUUCACACGACGACUGCUACUUCCGCCGCUGGCGCGUCCGAUCGUUCUCGCAAGGUCGCGAACCCUCCGAAGAUCAGGCCUAGCUUGGUUCCAGGCACUGUAUUGAUUCUUUUAAGUGGGAGCUACAAAGGGAAACGUGUUGUUCUACUCAAGGUUUUCAAGGAAAGUGGUCUUCUUUUAGUUACAGGCCCCUUUUUGUUCAAUGGUGUUCCUCUCAGACGUGUGAAUCCACGUUAUGUUAUAGCCACUUCUACUAAUGUCUUUGAGAUGCCAGAGACCAACGGUCCUCAGUGCAAGGCUGCUGUUGAAGCUGUUGUUUCGAACCUCACUGACGCCUGCUUUGGCAAAACCAAGGAAGUGCGUAUGCAGGAGUUCAAGCUCCGCAAAAAGCGCAGCAAAGAUGCAAUGUUCAUCGAUAAUGCUGAGGUAGAAAAGGUGUCCGAUGAGACUAAACGUAAAAUUAAGGAGAAGCAAGACAACGUCGACAGCAUUCUGACUCCAUUUUUGAAGAACUGUGACAUUUUAUGCCAAUACCUUAAGACCCGCUUCACUCUUCGUGGAGGCAUGUACCCACACAAACUGAAGUUUUAAAUGUCUUCAUUAGCG
Messenger RNA from Babesia bovis T2Bo, 717 nucleotides. Its product is annotated as Ribosomal protein L6e family protein. Gene Ontology annotation, biological process: ribosomal large subunit assembly; cytoplasmic translation. Gene Ontology annotation, cellular component: ribosome; cytosolic large ribosomal subunit. Bases 109 to 702 code for a protein of 197 amino acids. NCBI's taxonomy places the organism in Eukaryota, Apicomplexa, Aconoidasida, Piroplasmida, Babesiidae. The transcript has 2 exons. The record is from RefSeq and is a predicted model, not a curated record. Gene Ontology annotation, molecular function: structural constituent of ribosome; RNA binding.